Molecule: messenger RNA, 1558 nt
Organism: Malus domestica (apple)
Lineage: Eukaryota; Viridiplantae; Streptophyta; Magnoliopsida; Rosales; Rosaceae
Product: SH3 domain-containing protein 2-like
Molecular function (GO): protein binding
Source: RefSeq, a predicted model, not a curated record
UCUGCACGCACACGACCAAAAGUUUAAACAGCUCUUCCAAAGCAAGUCCGUACCAUUUUAUUUGAAAGCUCAAACAUCUCUCUUACGAAUUCUGUUGGUGGAGACCCCAAACGCUCGGCAGAUUUGGCCCUUCAGUUUCGAAUGGAAGCUAUCAGAAAGCAAGCCACCCGGCUUCGCGAACAGGUCGCUAGGCAACAACAGGCUGUCCUCAAGCAGUUUGGAGCUGGAGGAUAUGGAGGUUCAGAUAGUUUAGUAACUGAUGAGGCAGAACUCGGGCAGCAUCAGAAACUUGAAAAGCUUUACAUAUCAACACGUGCCGGCAAGCAUUAUCAAAGGGAUAUUGUUCGUGGUGUGGAGGGAUAUAUUGUCACCGGGUCCAAACAAGUUGAAAUAGGAACAAAGUUGUCAGAAGAUAGUAGGAAAUAUGGUGCUGAAAAUACGUGUACUAGUGGAAGUACACUAUCAAGAGCUUCAUUAAGUUAUGGGCGUGCUCGUGCUCAAAUGGAGAAGGAGCGGGGGAAUCUGUUGAAAGCUCUUGGCACACAGGUGGCAGAGCCAUUAAGAGCAAUGGUAAUGGGGGCUCCAUUGGAGGAUGCUCGGCAUCUUGCUCAACGUUAUGAUAGAAUGCGACAAGAAGCUGAAGCUCAGGCUAUUGAAGUUUCCAAACGCCAAGCAAAGGUGAGGGAAACACCAGGAAUUUCAGAGAAUGUUAUGAAAAUGGAAGCUGCAGAGUCAAAGCUGCAAGAUCUAAAGUCAAAUAUGGCAAUGUUAGGGAAGGAAGCUGCUGCAGCAAUGGCAGCUGUUGAGGCUCAGCAACAGAGGUUGACUCUCCAGCGACUCAUUGCCAUGGUCGAGGCAGAGCGGUCUUAUCAUCAGAGGGUCCUUCUGAUACUUGAUCAACUUGAAGGAGAGAUGGUAACAGAACGACAACGAAUUGAAGCGCCUUCUAGCCCUACUGUUGAAAAUGCCAUGCCUCCACCACCACCUUAUGAAGAAGUUAAUGGCAUAUAUGCUUCUCAAACACAUAAUGGAUCGUCAGACAGCAUGAAUUACUUCUUAGGGGAGGUUAUGUUUACAUAUCAAGCUGUGUCUGACGUAGAGCUCAGUUUAUCAGUCGGUGAUUAUGUUGUUGUGCGAAAGGUGACAAACAAUGGUUGGGCGGAAGGCGAAUGCAAAGGCAAAGCAGGUUGGUUCCCAUUUGGAUACAUCGAAAGAAAGGAACGAGUUCUCGCAAGCAAGGUGGCUGAAGUGUCCUAGCGUUUGUGCAUGGGUUAUAUUAUGAGCAGAGUGUUUUUUGUUUCUUUAUGCUUCGUUUAUAUGUGUAUUUUUGUUGUUUAAAUGUACUCAAUGAUGGAGAGUACGUUGGUUCAAAUGGAAGAACAUCGUAUCCUCCCUUAAGAUGUGAUGUAUGUAGAUACUAAUUUUUUUUUUAUCUAUUUGAUUUAUAGGAUUAUCUUUUAUGAAGAAGUUAGUAGCCUUGUAUUUACUAUUUUUCCUUUCUUGUGUGUGUUACAUAUUCAACAUCAAGAUUUCUUAUUGCAGAUGAGUUUCUAGUUGA